Molecule: messenger RNA, 735 nt
Organism: Pistacia vera
Lineage: Eukaryota; Viridiplantae; Streptophyta; Magnoliopsida; Sapindales; Anacardiaceae
Exons: 3
Coding region: 1-735 (244 amino acids)
Molecular function (GO): protein binding
Source: RefSeq, a predicted model, not a curated record
AUGGCCAAAGGAAAUACUAAUGCACUUGCUCUUGCUAUUCCCAUCUUUACUGGGGAAAAUUAUGAUGUUUGGAGUAUUAAGAUGAAGACAUAUUUUUUGUCCCAAGACUUAUGGGACAUUGUUAAUUAUGAAAAUUAUUUAGAGAUCACCGGCUCCACUCUAUUUGAAGAAUAUCAGAAGCAGUUGAAAGAAAGUAAGAAAAAUGAUGCAGCAGCACUUUUCAUCCUUCAACAAGCGGUGGAUGAUAAUAUUUUCCGCAAAAUUUCUCGUGCUCAGAAGGCGAAAGAAGCAUGGGACGCUUUGAAAGAAGAGUUCACAGUGCAAGGCAAAUCAUAUUGUGGAGUAUCUACUGGAUCGGAUGUCAGUGCAUCAAUGUUUCUGAAAAAUAAAGAAGGUAACACUGUUCUUUCCAUUGCUGCAAUUGUUGGCAAUGUCCAAGCAGCCUGCAUGAUAAUGAAGAAAGAUGAAAAUCAAACUUUAAUUCAAGAUUCAAACAAGUCUAAAAGGAUACCUUUGAUUGAGGCCACUCGACAUGGCCAAAAGAAGAUGAUCAACUAUUUAUUGCAAUUCAGCAGCAAUUAUUUGGACUAUGAUUCUGCAACACGUUUUACAUCGGGCGUUCUUUUAGUAAAGUUGCUUAUAACUGCUGAAUUUUAUGGUGGCAGGGCUUUUGUGAACAAGUCAGCUAACUGGUCUGAAGAGGAGCAUGGCAUGAGAUGGAUCAAACCAGCUUGA